Molecule: messenger RNA, 3232 nt
Organism: Branchiostoma belcheri (Belcher's lancelet)
Lineage: Eukaryota; Metazoa; Chordata; Leptocardii; Amphioxiformes; Branchiostomatidae
Product: cartilage oligomeric matrix protein-like
Exons: 23
Coding region: 1-3042 (1013 amino acids)
Biological process (GO): cell adhesion
Cellular component (GO): extracellular region
Molecular function (GO): calcium ion binding
Source: RefSeq, a predicted model, not a curated record
AUGCCGGCGGCUCUGCAUGCGAGGGCUGGAGUGGAUGUCAAUGACCCGCUGCAGAAGCCGAGCAUGAUCCACACGAUCAAAUGCCUUACUCAUGUCAGCAAAGAUCACUCUGACCAAGACACGGAUGAGUGUGUGAUCAACGGAGGACGUGGACCAUGUGACCAGAUCUGUACCAAUGAGCACGGCAGUUACCGAUGUUCUUGCCAGGCAGGAUACCAGCUCGAUGUGGACGGCGUCUCUUGUUUUGAUAUAAACGAGUGUGAUGAAGCCCAACAUGACUGUCAGCAGACGUGUUUGAACAUUGUUGGCAGCUUUACAUGCAUUUGUGACGGCGGUUUCCUCCUGAACCCAGAUGGGAGGACCUGCUCAGACAUCAACGAAUGUGCCGGUAACAACGGAGGCUGUGAGCACGGAUGUGUCAACACUAUGGGGAGCUACAGCUGCACUUGCCAAAGUGGGUACGAGCUGUCAGGAUCUACAAGUUGCAUCGAAAUAGAAACUGACAACUGCGUCCCAGGAGCAUGUGACAACGGCGGCACAUGUGUUGAUGGUGAUAACACAUUCUCCUGUGUGUGCUUACCUGGAUUCAAGGGAGAGAGAUGCCAAACAGCACCCUGUAGUGAAGAUUACGACCCUCCCUUGAAUGGUGGCAAAGCCUGUUCGGUGACAGAUGACACGACAGGAUCCAUGUUCUGUACUGUGUACUGUCGGGACGACAAGGAGUUCGCCAUAAGACCUGCUCAGGUCUACACGUGCUGGGCUAAUGGGGGCUGGUUCGCGGACUCUGAUCCCGUGGUAGGCAAGAGUAGCCCUUGGCCGGACUGCACAGGAAGAUACCGUCCAGGACGCCCACACAUGUUAGGAGCAGUCCAUUACUUCUCCAGCAUUGACUGUCUCAACAGCAUGGGUGAAAUCAUCUCCAACUUCCAACAGCUCUUCAGUCAGCUGCCAUCCUUUCAACCUGGUGGAUCGAUUGCAAUCGAGCUUGAGAACAUUGAAAUAGAAUGCGGGGACACAUCAAAGCAUCAAACCGCCGGAACAAGAGGGCAAACUUUCGUCUCAAAACCCAACAAAUCUGCAAAUGGCUUCACAGUGAGGUUUAAGGUAGUUGCCAGCAGCUCUCUGGCACCAGAAAACAUCACCCAGCUUGAGCAAACUAACCUCAUAUAUGCCCUGGACGAUAUCUACUUUGAUAUCGAAGAAAAGGUUGCAAACCAGCAGUUCGCCUUGAACAUCAACGGACAACUAGCCUCUGUUGGCACAAUCGACAUUGGAUUUGCGGAGUUUGACCUCAACUGCACCCAGGGGCAACUGAGUUUUCAAGACAGCUUCGAGGCGUAUUGUCUUGACUGUCCCCGCGGCACGUUCCAUGACCUGACUACGGACACCUGUGAGUACUGCCCUGUUGGUGAGUACCAGGACCAGCCGGUACAGACGGACUGUAAACAAUGUCCUCACAACACCUGGUCAGUGUUUUCUGGAUCAAAGGAGGAGGCCCAAUGCAUGUCAGUUUGCCUCGGAAAAGACGAACUGUGCUCCAGCUGUACCCACGUCAAGGGACGGCUUACGUGCAAGUGUGAAUUUGGCUGGGCGGGGUCCCAGGACGGACUUACGUGUGGACUUGACAAUGACCAAGACGGUUAUCCUGAUGCGCACCUGCCGUGCAACGAUACCAGGUGUAAUAAGGACAACUGUCCAGGUAUCCCUAACAGCGGUCAGGACAACGCCGAUGGGGAUGAGAUGGGAGACGCCUGUGAUGAUGACAUGGACAACGAUGGGUUCCUUAAUGUUGAGGACAACUGCCCACUGCUAGUGAACGUAAACCAGACGGACAGUGACGGUGAUGGAGUGGGUGACGUGUGUGACAACUGUCCCACGGACAUCAACACUGACCAACGGGACACUGACGGGGACGGUGUGGGGAAUGUGUGCGACAGUGAUGCCGACAGUGACGGGAUUAUUGACACCCAAGACAACUGUCCGUUCGUGGCUAAUGCUCAACAGGACGAUACUGACGGAGACGGGAUCGGAGAUAUUUGUGACAACUGCCUAACUGUUGCAAACGUGAAUCAGUUCGAUCUGGACCAAAAUUCUAUCGGUGAUGCCUGCAGCGACAAUGCCGACAGCGAUGCAGACGGGAUCCUAAACUCCAUGGACAACUGUCCUGACAUCCCCAACAGUCAACAACUGGAUACGGACAAGGACGGGGCAGGGGACCUUUGCGACGAUGAUGACGAUGGCGACACUAUACUGGAUGACGUGGACACCUGCCGUCUGGUUCCCAGCCCGGACAAUACAGACUUUGACGGAGACGGAGUAGGCGAUGUCUGUACCGGUGAUUUUGACAUGGACGGCGUGCCUGACGCUGAUGACGUGUGUCCUGAGAGUGGGGUCAUCGCCCGUACGGACUUCAGGAACUACCAAACCGUCAACCUGGCCGGUCCUGGUAGCCAACUACCCGAUCCGGUUUGGGAGGUCCUUAAUGAGGGGGCUGAAAUCGUUCAGAAAGUGAACAGUGACUCUGGCAUUGCCCUAGGUCCGAACUACUUUGGCAACUUGGACUACCGUGGGACUUUCUUUGUGAACACCCAGGUUGAUGACGACUUUGUGGGUUUCGUCUUCAGCUAUCAGAGCAACUCUCGGUUCUACCUGAUGUCCUGGAAACAGUCAGGGGACAGCAGCGGUGGACAGGCGGGGGUACAGCUGAAGUUGGUGAACUCGACUACCGGACCUGGUGAUGACCUGUCAGUGGCUCUUUGGAGGGGUGAGGAGGUCCCCGGACAGACCAAGUUGCUGUGGGAGGAUCCCGGCAAAGUGGGCUGGAGCUACAACACCGCCUACCGCUGGGAGCUGAAGCACCGGGUGGACAUCGGGCUCAUCAGGUUCCGGCUGUACUCCGGCAGUCUCCUUGUGGUGGACUCCGGUGACGUUCUGGACGCCUCUCUCCGCGGAGGCCGCCUGGGGGUGUACUGUUACUCCCAGGAGAACGUCAUCUGGUCUGAUCUCGUCACCAAGUGCGAUGACAGCACUCCAUCAACCUAACUGGUGACAAUCAUCCUGACAGGCCUGCUGAAGAUGUGACUUCUUUAAGCUCUAAUCCUGUUUGUUGACAGGCUAUACCAAUUGAUUUACUCCGAUAGAAAAGCCGGUCAUUGCUUAGAAUACGUAGUAUUCUUAUUUACCCAAGACGUAAGAAUAUAUACUCAAGAAAGUACACAAUAAAAACACCUUC